Messenger RNA from Aspergillus fumigatus Af293, 1467 nucleotides. RefSeq lists its product as uncharacterized. Lineage: Eukaryota; Fungi; Ascomycota; Eurotiomycetes; Eurotiales; Aspergillaceae. The transcript has 4 exons. The coding region runs from base 1 to 1467 and encodes 488 amino acids. The record is from RefSeq and is a predicted model, not a curated record.
AUGACGCCCGCCGACGCAGACGCCCAUCCUCUCGUUCGCAACGCUCUCCGCAUCACCCUGAGCGCCAAGGAGUACAAGCUCCUCCACGAAUACAUCAUCCAGCGCACACCUCCUUCCAUCAAAGACAAGGCCCCCUCGCCAUCUCGAUAUGAGGCCAUCGUCCGAUCAAAGAACAAGCACAAUGAAGCCGCGCUGCGGGCCUCCCUGCGAGUCUUCCUCGUCUCUGGCGGACUGCUAAAGCUCGUGGAAGCCAUCGUCCGUCGCAUCCAAGGUGAUAUGUCCAAGAAGAAACCCCGCUCCUCGAUCUUGCACUCCCCCAACUUCCGUCUCUCCCUCUCGCUCUCCCUUGUCGUCCUCCUCCACCGUUUCCUCUAUCGCUUUUUCGUCAAGCUUCGCACGAAUCUUCGCACGGAUGACGCGAGGCCCUUCCGCGAGCGCAACCCACGCGUCUCCAGGGCACUGACAUCGCGAUAUGCCCCCGCCGUCGGGGCAAGUAUGGCCGGUUUCGCGCUGGGCAUCUGUCCGCAGACGCAGCUUCGUAUUACGGCGGCUAUCUAUGCGGGGACGCGGACGAUGGAGUUUGUGUUCAAUGCGCUGGACGAGAAAGGGUGGUUCGGGGACCGGCCUUGGUGGUUCGCGAGCUGGUUGUUGAUGCCUGUGUCGUGUGCGCAGCUGUUCCAUGCGUUUGUCUUUGAUCGCGAGACUGUGCCCAAGGUAUGCCCUCCCCGUAUUUGCGCGCUCCUGCUGUGCCCCAGCUACAUCCGCGGUCGACCAGAGAGUCUGCCGGCGGGAUUCCCAUGGCCGGACAAGGAAGCUGUGGUCGAUUCACUGGCAAACAUUGCCAGGUUGCGGUGGCCCCCCAGCUGCGGCACGGCAUUCGUGCAUCAUAUUCUUCUUUCGGUGCCACCCCUUGCUCGGUUCCUCACUACCGUCACCCUGGCACUAUCGGUGCUCAAAUUCAAGACGAUCUUGUCUCACCCAAUCUCGGCGGUGAAUAGCCUUUCGAAGAAGAUCAUCAAGCUGACAGCCAUUCUGUCCGCUGCGGCUGGGUCUGCAUGGGGCACCUUGUGUCUCUGGCAUGUUAUCCUGCCACGCUCCGUCCUCCCCACGAAGCGUUUCUUCCUCAGCGGCGCAGUUGCAGGCAUACCGUUUGCCUUUUUAGAAAACAGUCGUAGCAUCUUCAUGUACUUCUUCCGGCUGGCCGUGCGCUCGAAGUGGGACGUUGGUGUCAAAAAUGGCCUUUGGAAAGGCUGGAAGGGUGGAGACUUGUGGAUCAUCGUCCUCGCCUGGGCGGUCAUGGGCUCCUUGCUGGAGCACAGACCAUCGCCUGUCCAGGGUAAAGGUGUCAGGAAGUCCUUGGCGUGGUUGCGAGGAGAUGGCUUUGUUGACCCUGUGGAGGCUGCGGCGAAGAAGAAGGCCAGAAAGUCAUCUACCCAGAAGCAGCCUGGCAACGAGGCGCGAGCGUAA